Molecule: messenger RNA, 1047 nt
Organism: Knipowitschia caucasica
Lineage: Eukaryota; Metazoa; Chordata; Actinopteri; Gobiiformes; Gobiidae
Source: the annotation of a GenBank genome assembly
AUGUUGCUGCUUCAAAUGCUCAUGUUUACCCUUGUGGAUUUCAGUUCCUCAUAUGAGACUCCUACCAGGUGCUAUGGCACCACUUAUUCAUUCAGCCCACCACAAUUGCCUAAUUCCAUAUUUUAUAUGCCUCGAACAAGAGAUGAGCGGAUACUCGUUGCUGAGAAAGGAAAGUCAAAACACGAACGGUUUGAUGUUACACUCUCGGGUAUAAGCAUCAAAGAUCUGACAGACGAAGACGACCAAGCAAUCCUGUUUUUUGAUCAAGAAAAUAGUAUGCAACUGAAAAUCGAUGAUUGCAAUGAUCCUCAAAAAGCCUAUUAUGGAGAAGAUGUCUUUUUUAAGAUCCCACGUUCUGCUGAGUACUUGCAGUUCUCUCAGGUCGUGCCCUAUGAGUCAACCCUUCAACCUGUAGUGAUUUGGAAUCGCACUGACCCCAGUCUUCGAGGGUCAGUCAUAGCUGGUUAUUUUGAGAUAAAAAAAGCCAAGCAGACAAACAAUGGCUACUACAAAUAUAGAGAUUCACAGAAUCAGCUACUCAAGUGGAGAAGAUUGGAAGUGCAAGAGGUUCGUCAUUACUUUGAAGUCACUGAGGGGGACAAGUUAGAGGUGAAGGAAGUCGAAAUCCCUACUUGGGCAUAUGUUGUCUUUGCUGUGGCUAUCAUCCUUGGAAUUAUAAUUUGUUGCUGUUGUGUGAAAAAGUGCUGCUGUAAAAAAGACCAAAGAAACAUCCCUGAUUCUACAACAGCAGCACCUGCUGUGUUCUAUCAUGAAUCAAAUCAACCUGCUCCACCUGCAAUCCCUCUUCUCUCCAGAGAGCCAGUACGCUAUAUGGCUGAUCCAACUACUAAUGUCGUUGCCAGUAUGGACCCACCACAGUUCACUCAGGCCACAAUUCCAGCAGAACCAGGACCCAUAUCAGGAACUAAUUCCGACUUUGAGCCAAAGUUUGUGGUGAAAGGAUCCAUUUUCCCCUCUGCUCCUCCACUCAGCGCAGAUUCAUCUAUUCAAGAUGUUUACACCUCAGAUAAGCUCAACUUUUUGUAA